GCCCCCGGGGACGGCCUGCGUGUCCCGGGCCCGGCGGCCCGGCCCGGGGUCUCGGUCCAGCAGCUGGAGAUGGAGACCCAACGCUCAUCGCCCCUGUCGUUCCCCAGUGUUCCUCAAAAUGAAACCCUGCGUCAAGCCCCUGCUGGACCCGCCCGAGAAACUCUGCUCCAGUCCCGUGUUCUUCCCUCCAAAGAGAUCCCUUCUUUGUCUCCUGCCGUUCCCCGGCAAGGCUCCCUGCCCCAAGCUCCCAGUGCCCCCAAGCAAGAGACUUCUGGCCGAAUGCCGCAUGUGCUCCAGAAGGGACCCUCACUCCUGUAUCCAGCCGCUGCUGAGCAGGGGACUCAUCUCCAGCGCCCCCAGGCUUCCCAAGAAGAAACCCGGUAUCCACCCCCCGUGGCUGCUGACCCUGAACUCUCACUUCUCUCCCAUGCCACCCACCGUCAGGAAGCCCCACUCCGUUCCCCUGAAGUUCCUGAGAAAGACCCCCUGACCCUCUCGCCCACGGUUCCUGAGGCUGACUUGGACCCUCUGCUCCAGAGACCAGCUUCUCAGAAGGACACCCCUUUCCAGCUCUCCUCUGCAGCUCAGAAGGAAACGCCACUCCCCACGGCGGAGAUCACCCGCUUGGCUGUGUGGGCUGCCGUCCAGGCGGUAGAGAGGAAAUUGGAGGCCCAGGCCAUGAGGUUACUGACCCUGGAGGGCAGGACGGGGACAAAUGAAAAAAAGAUCGCCGACUGUGAGAAGACGGCUGUGGAGUUUGCAAACCACCUAGAGAGCAAGUGGGUCGUGCUGGGGACACUGCUGCAGGAGUAUGGGCUGCUGCAGCGGCGGCUGGAGAACAUGGAGAACCUGCUGAAAAAUAGGAACUUCUGGAUCCUGCGGCUGCCCCCCGGCAGCAACGGAGAGGUUCCUAAGGUUCCAGUCACUUUCGAUGACGUCGCCGUCCAUUUCUCGGAACAGGAGUGGGGAAACCUGUCCGAGUGGCAGAAGGAGCUCUACAAGAACGUCAUGAGGGGCAACUACGAGUCUCUGGUUUCCAUGGACUAUGCAAUUUCCAAACCAGACCUGAUGUCACAGAUGGAGCGAGGGGAGAGGCCAGCCGUGCAGGAACAGGAAGAUUCCGAGGAGGGUGAAACGCCUGCAGAUCCCAGUGCUGCACACGAUGGGAUCGUGAUUAAGAUCGAGGUCCAGACCAACGAUGAGGGCUCGGAGAGUUUGGAGACCCCUGAGCCCCUGAUGGGGCAGGUGGAAGAACACGGCUUUCAGGACUCAGAGCUGGGGGACCCCUGUGGCGAGCAGCCAGAGCUGGACAUGCAGGAACAGGAAAAUGCCUUGGAGGAGUCCACAGAAGGCUCCAGCGAGUUCAGUGAACUCAAGCAGAUGCUGGCCCAGCAGAGAAACUGCACAGCAGAGGGGAUCGUGAUCAAAACGGAGGAACAGGACGAGGAAGAGGAGGAGGAGGAGGAAGAAGAGGAGGAAGAGGAGCUGCCCCCACACCUGCAGACCCUCGGGCAGCUGUCCGGGCGGUUCGAGGCCAGCAUGUACCAGGCCCCGCUGCCGGGGGAGCUGUCCCCCGACGGCGAGGAGAGCCCCCCGGCUCUGCAGCUGGGGAAGCCGGCCAUGAGGAGGCUGGCGCCCGCGGCGCACGGCGAGCGGCACCUGGGCGAGGGCCGCGGCCCGGCCAGCCAGCAGCAGCGCAACCGCCGCGGCGGGCGGCCCUUCACCUGCCUGGAGUGCGGCAAGAGCUUCCGGCUGAAGAUCAACCUGGUCAUCCACCAGCGCAACCACGUCAAGGAGGGGCCGUACGCGUGCGCCGAGUGCGAGGCCAGCUUUCGCCACAAGCAGCAGCUGACACUGCACCAGCGUGCGCACCGCGGGCCGCGCGCGCCGCCCUCGCCCGAGCGCGCGCCCAGCCUGCACCCCAAACACGCGCUCAAGGCGCGCCCCAAGUCGCCCGGCGCAGGCGGCGGCGGCUCCAAGCCCUACCAGUGCCCCGAGUGCGACAGCAGCUUCAGCCACAAGUCCAGCCUGACCAAGCACCAGAUCACACACACGGGCGAGCGGCCCUACACGUGCCCCGAGUGCAAGAAGAGUUUCCGCCUGCACAUCAGCCUGGUCAUCCACCAGCGCGUGCACGCCGGCAAGCACGAGGUCUCCUUCAUCUGCAGCCUGUGCGGCAAGAGCUUCAGCCGCCCGUCGCACCUGCUGCGCCACCAGCGGACGCACACGGGCGAGCGGCCCUUCAAGUGCCCCGAGUGCGAGAAGAGCUUCAGCGAGAAGUCCAAGCUCACCAACCACUGCCGCGUGCACUCGCGCGAGCGCCCGCACGCCUGCCCCGAGUGCGGCAAGAGCUUCAUCCGCAAGCACCACCUGCUGGAGCACCGGCGCAUCCACACGGGCGAGCGGCCCUACCACUGCGCCGAGUGCGGCAAGCGCUUCACGCAGAAGCACCACCUGCUGGAGCACCAGCGCGCGCACACCGGCGAGCGGCCCUACCCGUGCGCGCACUGCGCCAAGUGCUUCCGCUACAAGCAGUCGCUCAAGUACCACCUGCGGACCCACGCGGGCGAGUGAGGCGGGCGCCGCGCCGCCGGGGUCGGGGUGGUGUCCUGACAAUAAAGUGAUGAAAGCAAUCAGCGCGGGGGAGUGAUUUGCCGCCGCCACUCGGAGGGGCGCGCGGGGCGACCUAGUUGGGGGUAGAACUUUCUAAUUCCCUUUUGGAUACUGUGGUUCUCUUUGAUAAUAAUAGAGUAAUUUUUAAAAAGACGAGCGUUUCCUGUUUGCCGUUUUUGUUUGCUUCUGAAGGGGGGGGCGGAGAACGUGGCCCGAGGGACGUGUGCCUGGUGUCCACGGAAAGGCUUGUGGAGAACCUUUGUGCUGUUCCUGCGUUGGGAGGAGGGGGUGCAGAUCCCGCUGGGGCGAGUUUAUACCCUGGAAGGAGAGGCAGGAGUGACAAGCUUGGAGUCGUGAAGCGGCUAAGGAAGGGAGAGGGCUCCUGGCUGCAGACCCUCGAGUGUGGCCUGGGUGUCAGCGAGGCGGUGGGCGUUCAGGACUCGGCCGCCUUUGACUAGAAUGAUGGAGGGAGAGCGACAGGCAGCGUUGUCGUGGGCUGGAAAGACGGUCCUAGAGGUACAGCUGGGUCUGAGCGGCUCCUGCCGGGCUUGGGAUGCAGCUGCCCUCAAGUGCAGCUGAUGGAGACAUAGCCACAGGGAAGAGGUGCGAGGCUGCUGGUGCCAAUCUUUGGGGAAGCCACAAAAGGCAUCAGUCAGAACAUUGUUUUUGAAGGUUACACCAAGUUUCUCUUUAAACCUGUUGAAUGCAUGAAACUGUCCCAGCUUUGGUAGCUAUUUGGAGCCCUGGUGACGCAGUGCUUAAGAGCUCAGACUGCUAACCGAAAGGUCGGCAGUCCAAAUCCAGCAGCCACACCUUGGAAACUCUAUGGCGCAGUUCUACUCUGUCCUGUAGGGUCGCUGUGAGUCGGAUCGACUCCACGCAUGGGUUUGUUUGUUUGUUUGUUUGUUUUUUCCAGUGAGGCAUAGGAGAAAUUGCAGACAUAUUACAUUGCCUGAGAGCUGUUUACUCUUGCUCUGGGUGUCGCAGUGGCCCAGAGAGCGGGCGUUAAGGGCAAUGUGAGGGGACAAUUUACGGGGAGUAGUAGAGUGCCCAGCUGACCUGAGAGGAAAGAGGUGCUGGAGCUAGGCACAGUACGUUGUGGACCCCGCUGGAGAGGCAGGUGGGGCCAGGAGACCAAAGGGGGCUCGAAAAAAGGGAAUUCGGAGGAAGAAGGUGAGACAUUGUUGAAGGGGCCAUCAGUCCCUCUCCCGUCUAUUAUAAAAAAAGAUGCAUAAACUGAAGCACAGAGAGGUGAGUGAUGGCCCAAGAGUUCAUAUUUGAAAGCAUAUAACUUCUCUGUUUACACUGCAGUUUUUCUCUGGACGAUGAUAGGACAUGGGUGGCUGGGGGGUGGGAGGAGCGGCCAGAGGAAGGAGCAGAGGCCUGGGUUGGCCCACGGGGCUGCAGAGGAGGCCAGUCCCUGUGCUGAACUCAAGAUGCAGCUGAAGAGCUGAGACAGAGAUACAGGCACGGGUAAUUAGGUUCGUGUACAGUAAUGCUGAGUGCAGAAUGGUGGAUGAACGCAGGGCAGAGAGAUGAGGAGGGAGUCUGGGGGUGGCCAGGACAGUGUCUCCAAGGAGGUGGAGUCUGAGCUGUCUGGCAGGGUGCGGAGGAUUUGUGUAGAUGAGGAAAAUGAGGAAGGCCUUCUCUGUGGCAAUAGCCUUACAAGCAAAAGUGUGGAAAGUGGGGUCAAAGUAUGAUUAGGGAUCAGUGAUUAAUUAAACCCACUGGACUGGAGAAAGGGCUUGUCUAGAAAAAACAGGGUUGAGAAGGCUGGCUUGGAAUAGGCUCUGGGGGUGCUGAGGGGUCUUGGAUUAGUGCUUCCCAAGGAUGGAGUUUGAAUUUGACCUUGAAUGAGAAACGAUUGCUGAGCAGGAGAGAGAUGUGAUGCAGGAGAAUUAACCUGCUGGAGAAGGAGACCUCGCAGUCAGAGGCAGGUGGGAGAACCAGAGUGUUAACUUGGAAGGUCACAGAUCAUGGAAGCUGUGGAUGGAGGUGGAGGGGAUGGCAGAGAGAUGGUUCCUUUGAACAUCAGGAUAUUUGAAGCCUAAAGUGAUGUUAGCAGAGGUAUUUUGGAGGUAUUUGGUGGAGAGCCAUCGGUGCUCAAACUCUUCACUAGUCCUGGAAUUUGAGGACAAAGGAGUGCUGGAGAUGUUGAUCCCACAGCAGUUUGGUAUCUAAUCCCAGUUAGAGACUUAGAGUGUAGCUCAUUGGUUACAUGCAGUUAGCAGGACAGCCUUAGCAUCACCAUUGGAAGCAAGUGGGAACAGUACUUGUGAGCCUUCCUCUCCCCAGGAAAUCUGGUUUGUAAAAGGAUUAACCCAAAUAGACUGGCAGUUUUUAUGUGGAGCUGGGCUGUAAGGAGUCUCUACUGCUCCCUCCCGCUUUUGGCUCUAGCCCCCUCUUCACGCCUCCUUCCUCCCAGGCACUCAGUGCCCUGUGUUCCUAAACCAUCCCUUUCUGCCCUGACUCCCCGCCACCAGCAUGACUCUCACUUUCCUUCUGCUAUAAUUUCAGCUGGCGGCCAGAGACCAACACCCACUAGGGGAUGGUCACUUAAGUCUGACACGCUCUAGAGUCAAACAGAUACGGAUUUAAACUUCUGACCUUGCCACUUAAUAGUUGUGUGACCUUGAACAAGUUAAUUAACUUCUUUGAACAUCAAUUUCCUCAUCUGUUAAAUGGGGAUAAUAAAGAUCCCAUUGUUCUAAGGAUUAAAUAACAUAAAGAAUGAGUCCGUAGUAAAGACCUUGGCACAUACUAAAGUCUCAGUAAAAGUUUGCUAAUUUCAUUACUAGUUUAUGUCUAAUAAUAGCUUAACUGAGUAAAAACAAGUCCAGGUAGGCGGUGUGGUAGUGUUGUAAUUAAAAUAAUGAAUCUGUGAGAAGAAAGUUUUCUUAACAGGUGGAAGCUGGAAAUUAUUUUUGUGUGAGGAAGUUCAAAUCAAACCACACAGGCAGCUGAGUGGACAGGGGUUUAAACUCAACUGUCCACCACAUGCCAGUGUCUCAGUGGGUUAGUGCUCACCUCACAGGUGUUCUGCUCUUCGCUAGGUGCCCUCAACUCAGUUAUAAAGCCAGACUUCUGAACUCCUAAGUCGUCAGUUGCCAUCGUUCUGGUGGAACUGUGUGCCAGAACAAAUAACUGCCGUUUAUUGAAUGCUUCUCACUUUCAGAGCCUUUAUACACAUUUCCUCAUAAUUCUGAAGUAUGCAUUAUUAUACCCAGGCAACAAGCUUGGGGCUCAGAGACGUUAUAUAGGCUCAAAGUCACACAGCAACCAAAUGGUAGAGCUAGGACUUAAACUCAAGUCCUUUUGGCUCCAAAGCCCACGUUUUUUCCCUGGGACCUGAAUGGUUAUUGAAAAAAGAAAAGCCAGUGCCUGUUUCAAAUUAUGCCAUUUUGCCCUCGAAUUUUUUUUUUUUUAAGAUCAUAUUGGGGAAAAUAGAAUAUAUCACACAGAGCACGCUCUGAGAUGUAUGUUUGCCAAAUGAUAAAUGUAGCAACAGAUUAAAAAAGAAUUUUAGGGAAGAACUUGGAGUUGAGCCCUACCGUUCUGCAGCUGGAGAGAGGAGUUAGCUGUCUGUUCUGGCUUACUCACGCGGCCAGUGAGAGCAGCAGGUGGAGCAGGAUGAGGUCUGGUGCCUUAUGGGGUGCUCAAUGAAGUCCUCCCUCCCCAGUAUUUAUUAAGCACCACCUGUGUGCAAAGCUGUGUGCAGGGCUCCAUGGAGAAGAACGGAAGGAUGAGAAGACUGUCUACUGCCUUGACAAUCCUUAGAAUCUGGUGGAGACUUUGUGGCCUGGUUGUCUAUACUGAGCUUUUGGUGGUCUGGAAAAGCCGGGGCCCUUAGGGAGACACUGAGGCAGCUAGCUCUGACAGGGAGAAAGAGCCAACUCUUCAUCCUUUCUGCGUUCCUCUUUUUAGUCAGUGUAGCAUUAACUAGCCAGGUGUCUGUGAAAGACCUUUCCUGAGGCACUGUUGUGGCAGCUACUCAGAUUAAGGGAUCAGGGACGGAGGCCCUCCAGGCCCUACUGUUGUCAGGGCAACAGUGAGUCAGGCCAGGGCCUCUCCUCCUGCCUUCUGGAAAGCAUUUCGCCUUCAGUAGCCUCUUGUUGCUUCCCAAUCAUAGUGGGAACUCAUAGAUUUAAAUUAAAAAAAAAAAAAUCUGCAUUUACCACUUCUAGCUGGGUUCCUUGAAAUGGGUAUUUUUAGUUAAAACAUAGAAUCUAACACUUUUAUUUCUAUAAAGGGUAACUCCAGGUUAAAAGAAUAAGGAGGGAAGGAAGGGAAAGAGAAGGUGAGGGAAUAUUAAACCUAGUCCCACUGAAAACCUUACAUGAAAACUUCCUGUCAGAAAUCAGACCUAGCCUCGGGUUUCUUAAGGAUAAUAAUAAUAAUCACUAUGAUUUAUUGAGUCUUACUUGUUCCAGGCACUGUACUAAGUAAGUGCUUCUUUCAUCUUGUGACAACCUGUGAAAUCCGUAUUUAUAUCCCCUUUUACAGAUGAAGUUUGGAGAGGUUAAGCGAUUAGCCCACGGCACAUGGCCAGAAUUUAAACCUGAGUCUGUGGGACCCAAAGUAUGUGCUGUUAAGUGCUGUUAUAUACUGCCUCCCAAUUUCUUCAACAUGGAUCCUUAAUAAAGAAGGCAAAACAGUUCUAUUUCUCUCUGAUUUGCAGCCCUGACUGCCCUGUGGACAUUGCGUGGAAGCUCUGACCCUGGUUGAAAGCAGGCAGCUGCUUGCUGGCUGGCCCAGCCAGGGCAGUGUUGGGUCGGGCGGCACCGUUCGCUGACCAGGGUGGAACAGAUGUUCCCAGGAGCCUCGAUGGCUGGGGCACAGAUCUUGCCCCAGUGUCAGACCGAGCCCCUCUCUUCCUGAGGGACUUGGGGAAGACAGCUACCUGUUCAGGCAAGAGGCCCCCCUUCUGUGUUUCUCUUGGGACCUAAGAAGCCAUUUGCUGAGCAGUCGGAGAAGUAGUUGGCUGAGGAAGAUUAUUAUAAGGGAGAUGUACCUGCUCCCUUAGUAAAAGAACAUGCACACCCUGGCUCUAAUCCUCUAGGCAUGCGCUACCUUUUGGGGUUCUCACCAUUCCCUCCACCACUACCCCAUGAAUGAAACCCACUGGUUUUCUUUCUAAAACAAUCCCUGGAUUCUCAAAAUAACUCGUGUAUUAUAAGACAGGAGUGUCAUGACUGUCUAUUAAUUAGGGUAAUGGAAAGUUGAAUUUUAAUGACAAGAUAUACCAAUGAAAAUUCCUAUCCCUACCAGUAAUUUUAUUUAAAGAAUGAAUAUUAGGACAACAGACUGUUUCCUUUUAUAAUCAGUACAAACUAAUAAGUAUAAAACCUUUUUAAGAACUAAAUUCAAUCAGUUUUUUAUUUACAGGAUAUACAAAUACUAAAAUUAUGCGUUCAAGGGAUUGAAAUUAAUUAGAUUUAAGCUAAACUCAAUUAAGAAAAUUAAGCAGGUUAUGAAACAUGACAUUUGCCAUUCUUCCACUGACAGUACAAUCCACUCCAUGGUUCCUUAUCCGUUUUUUCUGUAGGUAAGUUAUUUAUACAAAAUCUAAGAUCUAUGAUAAAAUUGUUAUGUAUGUAUUAUCCUAUUUUGAUUGACAGUCAUCACUGAAAAUUAGCACAUUUACUGUGUCAGAAGUAACGGCCGUAAGUUGCUUUGCAUAGAUUCCCCUUGAACAAUUUAAUAACAGUGAAUGUACAAAAAAAGAGUAUUAGUGUUUUUUCCUCCACUUUCAUCUAGUGGAUUGCUUAGUUUAUCUUGAAUUAAUCAAUGCCUUACCAAGCCAAAGGUUUGUUACAUAUUUUGAAAUAAAUCUGGAAAAAAUUAAGCCUCAAACUUUUCAGAGUACUGCUAAAAAAAGCAAGUCAAUAUUCAAAUUAAAUUAAGCCCAUCUUUAGUAUAUUAAAUUCAAACAGUAGACAUACACACACAUUGAGAGAAAUAGACACAUUUUUUCUUGCCCAAAUUUGCGCCAGCUCGUCAGAGUCUCGGAACAAGAAUUAAUCGCAUGCAAACAUGCUUGGGUUUUCAUUCCACCAAGAAGGUUAACUCACAUUAGUAUGCAAUAGUCACAUUAUAGAACUUCAGAAUUUUAUUUAAAAUCGCUCCCGUGAAAAUAUCAUUCUUUUUCUGAGUGUAAAAGGAAUUUCUGAGCUCUAAACAAUAAAAAUUAUCUUUUUGUUAAAGGAGCCCCUUAUUUCUCAAGGAGAAGAUGACAAGUCUCUUCCAUGAGUGUAACAAAGUCCAUUUCCUUUAACGCCUUGUAUGAUGUCUCUUAACCUGUCUCCACAGCUGUGAAAUUAAAUGAUUACUUGGAAGAGUUCAUCCGUUGUCUGUAAUAUAGUACUGUAUUUUAGAAUCGAUGUCAGAUUCAGGACACAAAAUCUUUAUCAAAUCUGUAAUGACUGGCCAAAUUUUUGACUUUCGUUUUCACCUCCAGAAUCCCUUGUUUAAAUAAAAUUGUUUUCAGAAGCUAAAUCCAUAAAACAACUAAGGCAGAGAGGCUUGGGUUGGGAGAGGGAGGCAGCCAAGCCUACCUUCUCAGCCAGCCCCCAAAAGUCUUGAGAAGGGAGCAAGCUUCAAAAACCCUGUCCUGGGCAUGUCAUGAUGACUCUUUCCCUUGCUUGAACCUUUCCCAGUCUUAAACUCUGUAUGUUUAAUUUAUUCAGUGACACAUUCCAGCUUACUUAAAUCUUUGAUGGAGCAGAGUGUUUCUUAAAUUCAUUUCUUCCUUUCAGUGUAUAAAUGCAUUUCCAUUCACCAUAAACUCUAGUAGUUGGCAGAUGUUCCUAUCAGUCCCUAUAACCUUGCCAGUGAAACCUCAUGCGCUAACUUCCACCAAGAAUUCCUAGAUGUCAGGGGACAAUAGUAACACAGAUGUCCUGAACUCCAUCAGCAAGUUACCCAAAACCAAAUCAAAUCCAUUGCCAGCAAGUUGAUUCCAACUUAUAGAGACCCUCUAGGACAGAGGAGAACUGCCCCAUAGGGCUUCCAAGGCUGUUAUCUUUACAGAAGCAGACUGCCACGUCUUUCCCCCAAGGAGCAGCUAAUAAGUUCAAACCAUUGACCUUUCUGUUAGGAACCAAGUGCUUAACCACUGCAGCACAUACUAGAUAAUAAAUGUUAAGUCAAUGAAUAAGCACAGGUGACAAGGUGCAAAAAAAAAACACAACGCUCUGCCCAGCUGGGAUGGAGACUAUAUUCUUCACUAAAGCUAAUCUAAAACUUUUAAAAGAUAUUAAAAACCUAUCUUAUCACUCCCUCUGCUAUUUCAGCCCAAGUAGCAGGUAGAGUCCCCAGGACCCUAUGAGGUAUAAGCAAAAAACCAAACCCAGUGCCAUCGAGUCGAUUCCGACUCAUAGCAACCCUAUAGGACAGAGUAGAACUGCCCCAUAGAGUUUCCAAGGAG
Loxodonta africana (African savanna elephant) is the source of this 10039-nucleotide messenger RNA. RefSeq names its product zinc finger protein 777 (gene ZNF777). The coding region runs from base 70 to 2574 and encodes 834 amino acids. The record is from RefSeq and is a predicted model, not a curated record. The transcript has 6 exons. Gene Ontology annotation, biological process: regulation of DNA-templated transcription. NCBI's taxonomy places the organism in Eukaryota, Metazoa, Chordata, Mammalia, Proboscidea, Elephantidae.